AUGGAAAACAUAGAAGACAAUAUGGAAAAUAUGAAAGAUGAUAUAGAAAAUAGUUGUACAAGUUCUAGAUGCCCAGAAUGUGGUAAUAAAUUUUACUACUAUUGUAAGCCAUGCAACUUUGCACAUUUCAAUAAAAUUGAUAAAUUGAUUCAAAAUUCACAGCCCAAUGCAAAUUAUCGAUAUAAAUUAAUUAAGUGGAUUGAAUAUUCAAAUCUUAAAAAUAUUGAAUUUGUUGCUCAUGGUGGGUUUGGAAGUGUAUAUAAAGCUAUUUGGAAAGGUGAUCCAAUUGAAGAAGAACCUUAUUCGAAUAUCAACAAAUCUAAAGUGUAUCGGAAUUGCAACAAGAAAGUGGCAAUAAAAAAAUUCCGAAAUGCGACUAGUAUUAGCUCAGAAUUUUUGAAUGAGGUCAGAAAUAAUUUGGAGUUAAAUUACGGGUAUUGUAAUUUAAUUUAUGGUGUAACUCGUGAUCCUCAAAAUGGAGAAUUUGCUAUUGUUAUUGAAUUCCAAAAUGAUGGCAAUAUUAGGGAACUGGUUAAAAAAAGUCACAGUAUCCUGAAUUGGAAGUUGAUUGUUUUUAUACUUAUUGGAAUCAGUAAUGGAUUGUGCGCUGUUCAUAGUAAAAAUUAUCACCAUAGAGAUUUCCACAGUGGUAACAUUUUGAAUAGUACUUACGGUGGUCGUAUUUAUUCAGUGAUUUCAGAUUUUGGCUUGUGUUGUCCUGCAAAUCAAAAUUCAGUAGAUAAGACAUUAUAUGGCGUUUUACCAUUUGUCGCUCCAGAAGUUUUACGUGGUGGAGAGUUUACCAAAGCAGCAGACAUUUAUGGAUUUGGAAUGCUGAUGUCGGAAUUGAUCAGUGGCGAAGCACCUUUUAUUGAUAGAGAUUAUGACUUGCAUUUAGCACUGGAUAUUUGCAAAGGAGAACGUCCACCAAUUCCAGAAUAUACACCUGAACCAUAUGCUGCUUUGAUGAAACGUUGCUGGGAUCCUAUUCCUACCAAUCGUCCAUCAGUUUAUGAGUUGGGUGAGAAAAUUGCAAUAUGGUGUGAUAUUAUACAUGAACUUAGUCAUUCCCGGGUGGCAAUGAAGCAAGAAAUUGAAAAAGAGUUUAGCCGAGAACGGGAGGACAGAUGGAAAGCACGAUUAGCAGAAUUGGCUACAAAACCAUUUUCUCUAAAAAAAUCACAGAAUAUGCUUACCAGUAAACAACUUGAUUAUUCCAAGCAACUCACUCAAUUACUUGAAGCCAAGGAUGUUGAAAUGGAAACUAAUGAUAAUACAUACCACACACGACAAUUCGACAUGUCUCUAAAACUUUUAUUGUAAAAUUGUAAAGUUAUUGAACCAAUUAAUAUUUUCAACAUUUGAAUUAAUUUAGUAAAUUUGCAUACU
This is a messenger RNA of Rhizophagus irregularis DAOM 181602=DAOM 197198, 1389 nucleotides long. RefSeq lists its product as uncharacterized. Gene Ontology annotation, biological process: protein phosphorylation; signal transduction. Lineage: Eukaryota; Fungi; Glomeromycota; Glomeromycetes; Glomerales; Glomeraceae. Gene Ontology annotation, molecular function: protein kinase activity; ATP binding. Gene Ontology annotation, cellular component: cytoplasm. The record is from RefSeq and is a predicted model, not a curated record.